Molecule: messenger RNA, 246 nt
Organism: Angiostrongylus costaricensis
Lineage: Eukaryota; Metazoa; Nematoda; Chromadorea; Rhabditida; Metastrongylidae
Source: the annotation of a GenBank genome assembly
AUGACUUGGGUUGUGCUAGAUGCCCACGUCGAGCCAUUCUGGGCAGAAUAUGAGCCAAUACUGAGGAAUCAUUCGCUCAAAAUUGCUGAUAUUUGCACAAUAUUGAGUGUGCACGUUUUUUCCGUUGCAGAUGUGAACUGUAAAGACUCACGACUGCUACAAUGGCUUUCUUGUGCACGUGCAAUUUCAAGUACGGCGCUCCAGUGCCAGUUAGCUGACCCACUGAUAAUCGUGCUGAUUUUGUGA